Molecule: messenger RNA, 444 nt
Organism: Schistosoma turkestanicum
Lineage: Eukaryota; Metazoa; Platyhelminthes; Trematoda; Strigeidida; Schistosomatidae
Source: the annotation of a GenBank genome assembly
AUGAAAAAUUACUUUUGUAAAUAUCAAACUACAUUAUUACAUUCUUUUUUAAUCAUAGUUAUGCUAGAGAUAAUUACUGGAUCGAUGGGAAAUUUGUACUUAGCCAGUAAUGCUGGUCAAUUGAAAAACUCCAAAACUCCAACAUUCUGGUUGGUACAAGAAAGUGAAGAAUAUUUAUAUUUUCAAUGGAUUCCAUUUGAAAGAGAAUAUUAUGGUGCUUUGAAACUUCAACUAGAUGAACAGAGUAUUUCACGAGAUAUGAGAGAUGAUAUGAAAGCAGCUAAAUUAAGAAGUCUUGCUCCAGCAUGUCAAUUUCAACAUUAUUCUAUCACACAAUCAAAAGGACGAAAAGUGUUAGGUUAUUAUGAUGUAGAAUCUAGGAAACUAAGUUACAAACGAAGUGAGUUUAAUUGUUUUUUUCCUCAAAAACAUGAACAGAUAUGA